Messenger RNA from Amoebophrya sp. A25, 2988 nucleotides. Lineage: Eukaryota; Dinophyceae; Syndiniales; Amoebophryaceae. The record is from the annotation of a GenBank genome assembly.
GAAAAACUGCAGGGCGAAGUGGCUGUGGGGCUGGAUUUCGUUUUGGCUUCUUAUGAAGAUAAGAGAGUCAUUCUAGUUGUGGACUUCCAUUACGCCAGUGUCAUGAUUUACGCCAAGUUGCUUUGGGGGUUUGUUCGAAAUGUCGCGACUGUCAAUCAUGACUUUGCCUAUUCAAAAAUACGCUCCUGCUGGCUUCCAUUAGAUUGAGUACAACUACAACAAUAGCUUCUCUCGAUGUCAAUCUCAAUCAUGAUGCUCGUGGCUAGUAGUCCUGGUAGUAUGUAAAAAUUGUUCCGUCCAUCAGCAAAAAUAUGGAUCCGAUUUGGUACAGCAAAACCCGUGAGGUGGUUCAGUACUGGGCGAAAGAUGUGGAGAGCGAUUCACCUUUGCUGUUCUCACGCGAGCUGUUCUUCUUUCGACAGUUUAUCCGCAGCAUGCAUGACCGGUUAAAGCGUGAAGUGGAAGGUCACUCCUAUGAAGCAGGCUCAGGCGAGCCUGCAUCGGAUGCCAAAAGCCCACACCUGCACAGAGUUGGAGAUUGUGGAAAUAUUGCACGACAAGGGGUUGCUGGCACGAAGCAUGGCGGGUCAUCCCCGUCAGGCCUUUCACGGGCGGUCGCUCAGAACGCAGUACAGCUCAAAAAUCCAUUCCUCGCAUCAGUUGAAGGAGAUGAAGCUUUGAAUCAAACCGACGUGAAGGACAUGGCCGGUGACUCGCCCUCUAGUCCCAGUUUGUCGGCCAGAAAUGUAGGUACGAGAAGCAAGGGCACAGACGUCUUUGAAGAAAAACGGCAGGAGCAGAUGGAGGGAGAAACUGUGGGACUACAGAAUCGCACAGGGGAUCGAGGAGUGAGAUACGAUGCAGCAGGAAAAAAGAAACGAAAAUGGGACAAGGAAACCGUUUACGUCAAGCAUGAGGUAUCGUUGUUUCUUAUUUCUUAGUCGUAGACUGUAACUGUUUCGUUGUCCAUUUUUCUUCUACUUUUCGCUGUUUCAUCUCAGGACUACAACUUGCGAUGUUCUUGAUGAAGAUUAGCCCCCUUAGAAGGUCCUUUUCUACUCGCGGUCGCGGCAAUGAUCGUUUAUAGUUUGUCUUUAUUUAUUUUUAUUGCUAUUGCAGUUUUAAACACUUUUACUUAAUUGUUAGAUUUUUGAAUGUAUAUAUCAGACAACAGAGCCUUUGGACGCGGAGAUCGCGUCGGAUGGGGAGGAUGGAGAACGCUUGCUGCCUGAACCCCUUGUUGAUAGCGAGUUGAUUGCACCGGGACAUGUGGCGGCUGGCGCUGAGCAAACGGGAGGUGAGGUAGAUCAGGAGGCGCCGGAACUCACUGAGUACGAAGCCGACCAAGUAGCUGCAUGGAGUAGUUUGGCGGCUGAGGCCGCGGAAGAUGGAGACUACGCAUCUGCAGUAGCAGACAUGACCAAAGUAUUGAAGCUCGUGCAGCCGCGAGCAACAGCUAUGCAGUUCGCGAGACGCGCGGACUACUAUCUUCGCCUCAGAAGACCGGUUGCAGCGGUGCAAGACUGUGAUCGUGCGCUCGAGCUCAAUCCCGAUUCUGCAAAAGCAUUUCGAGUGAGGGGAAAGGCGAAUAGGUACUUCAUGUUUUGAGUUUUUCGCCCGAUUUUUGUUUUUGUUUAGAUCGUUAGGCUCCAGAGUACGUAGUACUCCCUCUACGAGUCUUUUUGGAUGAACAAUGUGAUUUUUCUGUUGUUCUCAUUCAGCGCUCCACUUUUUCUCUACCAAUAGAAAACUGCAGCGCUGGGACGCGGCGCACACCGACCUUGAAACGGCACAGAAGCUGGAUUUUGACGAAGGUGUGGAAGAGACUCGGAAAUUUGUCUUAGCGAAAUGGAAGAAGCUACAGGCAACGCGCGUUCAGCGGCGCGUCGAAGUGGAGCAGCGACUAGAACGCGAGCGUGAGGAGAAGAGAAAGCGCGAGGCGGAGCUCGUGCGGAGGAAAGCAGAAGAACAGAAGCUGAUCGAGGACGAGAAACGACGCAAGCUCGUUGAGGAGAUGAAAAAAGAGGCGGAAAUCAUCAAAAACAGAGAAAAGGUGUUUGAAUCACACUUAUCCAAUCGAUCCUUUGGCGGUGUCGGGCCACCGGUUCGGCCGUUUCAGGGAAACGUGUACAGCAUCCCACCUGUGACACCCGCAGUUGGACGUGCACCUGGGUACGUUGCGCCACAGCCGACAGGUUCACGCUUUUCAGCAAAUCAUGCAACCAGCUCAAGACCAGGCUCUAAAACAACCUGUCAGACCGCCGGAUCCCCGACCCUUGGAGUUGGUGGUAGGAAUGUGUCCGCGGGAAGUGGAUCUGGGGACAAUCUACCUGGUGUCGGCUCGGUUGCAUUCGCAAAUCUUCCACCAAGACCACCAGAGAAAGACGUGUACUCGAUGUACAGCAAUCUGGCAGGUACUUUUGAAGAGUACCUAUUCGCUUUACUAGUGGUGAUCCUUCUCUUCCUAGCUCAAAACAUUGAAGCAACCUUUGCAUCGGAGAGAAGCGCAGCAAUGCCAAUGUGGAAGUAUCAACUAAUUUUUGUGUAGUUGAGCCUCAUACUGCGCCAACAGCACUGCGCCAUGAAUACAUAUGUUGGUUCCUUCAUUAUCGACUCACAACAGGUGGCAUUACCGCAGGCCUUUCAAAAGUCGCGGCACCAGAGGAUACCUCAGGAGCUUCCACGGAACCAGCGAAUAUGGCUGGAUUUUUCUUCGAUCCGGCACAAAUGCCAAACGCAGAACCCACGAAAUUUGUGCCGGGUUUCGACGCAGCGUCGGCUCCUGGAGCUGCUUACGACCCUUUCGCACGACCCACAGUGCCAUCCAAUCGUUCGGGUGAAGACGAUUAUUACAGCGCAGUCAAAACAAGUCAGACUUCAUCGAAAAACUCUGACGUCUCUUCCCAUCGUCGAAGAUCCCGCUCACGAGAUCGAUCAAAGCGCAAAAACCCCUCAUUGCCUGGUAGCGAUAACUUUGUUAGUCUUUGA